UUAACGACCCACGAUAAAGGACAUAAUUGACCCGUUGCCGGCGCAGCUUAUCACAAGAGGGUUUGGGUGCGGUUUACACAUCGCUCCAGCCGCGCCUUUUCCUGUCACAACGGAACGGCGGUGCGUGAGGACGGCGGGUCAGCUGACAGCCAUCAGAGGGACCGGCGAAGGAGGAGCGGAAUUAGCGGGUGUGUGAACGGGGGACCUGCUGGAUCUUGACAAACGAUAUAUAUCCGAGGCCAGCCGCGGUGCGUUACACGGGUGGCGUUCGCGAGAGAACUAGGGCGGGGUUUGGUUUCACCAUGGCCUGUUGGGACUGAGAAGCAGCCACAAUGAUCGGAGGAUUGUUCAUCUACAACCACAAGGGGGAGGUCCUCAUCUCCAGGGUCUACCGAGAUGACAUUGGGCGCAACGCGGUGGACGCGUUCCGCGUCAACGUAAUUCACGCCCGGCAGCAGGUUCGAUCCCCGGUGACUAACAUCGCCCGAACCAGCUUCUUCCAUGUCAAGCGCUCCAACAUCUGGUUGGCGGCGGUCACCAAGCAGAAUGUCAACGCCGCCAUGGUGUUCGAGUUCCUCUACAAGAUGUGCGACGUGAUGACUGCCUACUUUGGCAAGAUCAGCGAGGAGAACAUCAAGAACAACUUUGUACUCAUCUAUGAGCUGCUGGAUGAGAUUCUGGACUUUGGAUACCCCCAGAACUCAGAGACUGGAGCUCUGAAGACCUUCAUCACCCAGCAGGGCAUUAAGGGACAGCACCAGACGAAGGAAGAGCAGUCUCAGAUCACCAGUCAGGUGACAGGGCAGAUUGGCUGGCGCCGCGAGGGCAUCAAGUAUCGCAGGAAUGAACUUUUCCUGGACGUACUGGAGAGCGUCAACCUGCUCAUGUCCCCACAAGGCCAGGUCCUCAGCGCCCACGUGUCGGGCCGCGUGGUGAUGAAGAGCUACCUGAGUGGGAUGCCUGAGUGCAAGUUUGGCAUGAACGACAAGAUUGUUAUCGACAAGCAGGGGAAGGGCGGAGCCUCUGACGACGCAGGGAAGAGUGAUUUAGGGGGAGGAAGUGGCAAGCAGUCCAUAGCCAUCGAUGACUGCACGUUCCACCAGUGUGUGCGUCUCAGUAAGUUUGACUCGGAGCGUAGCAUCAGCUUCAUCCCACCUGAUGGAGAGUAUGAACUCAUGAGGUACCGCACUACUAAAGACAUCAUCCUGCCGUUUCGAGUCAUUCCUCUGGUCAGGGAGGUGGGGCGCACCAAACUGGAAGUUAAGGUGGUCAUCAAGUCCAACUUCAAACCUUCGCUGCUGGCCCAGAAGAUCGAGGUUCGUAUCCCAACGCCCCUCAACACAAGUGGGGUGCAGGUGAUUUGCAUGAAGGGAAAAGCAAAGUACAAGGCCAGUGAGAACGCCAUAGUGUGGAAGAUCAAACGCAUGGCUGGGAUGAAGGAGUCUCAGAUCAGUGCUGAAAUUGAGCUGCUGCCGACCAACGAUAAGAAGAAAUGGGCCAGGCCUCCCAUCUCUAUGAACUUUGAGGUUCCUUUUGCGCCCUCUGGUCUUAAGGUGCGCUACUUGAAGGUGUUUGAGUCUAAACUCAACUACAGUGACCAUGAUGUCAUCAAAUGGGUGCGGUACAUUGGCCGCUCCGGAAUCUACGAAACCCGCUGCUAAAGUUCAACCCGCUCUGAGCAGCGACGUGACCACUUUCCUCUGAAGAUUUUUUGUUUUUCUACCCGCUCCUACUUUAUCUCUGUUCCCUCAAUUCUUAUAGCUUCUCUCAUAUACACCCCACCUCCACCUGUCCCUAAGUGUUGGAGAUUGAAUUACAUUGUUAAACAAAAAAAAGUAAAUAUGAUGCACAGAUAUAUGCAAAAUGUGACCCAUUGUAUUGUGUAUAUCUUAGUGAUGCGUAAACCUGUGAACCAACUGGUGUCUGAAAGAUGAGUGAGGACCAGGGGGAGGGGACUGGGGACACCUUUUGGUGUCUUUUAGGGUGUGCGCUUGUGUUAUGAGUGUUCUUCCACGAUCUACUCUCCAGUUACUUUAGAAGUCCCACAAGUUCUAGAGGUAAUCCCUUGUAAGAUGAUUUGUAGCUGUUGUGGUUUAAAUGAAUCCUGAUAUUGUUCUUGUAAAUGAAUUCCGUCUGAGUAGUCUCGCCCUUUCAACUGGAGCUGCGUCGCCUGACUCCGUGCUGUGGACUUGAGUCUCUUCUGGGUAGGUGGCAGUGAAUUGAAAGUGACUGAGCUGUUUUUGUACUUUCUGGAGUAUUGUUUUGUCCCCCCCCACUAGUUUCAGCAGCACCCAGCGAGUAAAGUAAAGCCGCCCAGAACAUUUCAGUUUUGAGGUGUGCGCAUCUUCCCGACCCAAAUGUCCUGUUUCUUAAGCACAGAGAUCCACUUGGUUGCGCAGUUUUGAUUGAAAGAGGCUUUGUGGGCAUUUGUUUGCAGUGAGGUGGUCUCCCCCUGGUGUUUGCCUCAUCAGUCUGCUUCAUGUUUGUGUCCCUGGUGACGUUCUGUUCAAUAAAAUCUGACUAUGUAACCAA
Molecule: messenger RNA, 2532 nt
Organism: Pungitius pungitius (ninespine stickleback)
Lineage: Eukaryota; Metazoa; Chordata; Actinopteri; Perciformes; Gasterosteidae
Product: AP-2 complex subunit mu-A
Exons: 13
Coding region: 333-1661 (442 amino acids)
Biological process (GO): clathrin-dependent endocytosis; intracellular protein transport
Cellular component (GO): AP-2 adaptor complex; cytoplasmic vesicle
Molecular function (GO): clathrin-cargo adaptor activity
Source: RefSeq, a predicted model, not a curated record